UGUUAUCCCUCUCUAUAAAAAGAGAUGUGUAUCUACCACCCCACAGAGACUGCUCGACCAGGCCUCUUCAACAACUUUGUGACUUUCACGCUCAGUCAGUGGAUAGAAGAUGAAGUGCAUCGUGCUCUUUCUCGUGCUGUCGCUGGUCGUCCUCAUGGCUGAACCCGGGGAGGGUUUCAUUUUUCACAUUUUCAGGGGUCUUGUUCACGCCGGCAGAGCAAUUCAUAGACUCAUCCACAGGAGACGACAUGGCUUGGCAGAGCAGCAGGAGCUGGACCAGCGUGCGUUUGAGCGAGAGAGAGCUUUUGCCUGAGUCCAUCUAAAAGAGCCACUCUGAAACUUUUGUCUUGGAUAAAAAAAAAAAAUGCUUCUUGCUCAGUAUAAAAACAUAUUGUUACUUGCUUGAAAAUGUAUGUUUACAUUGA
Molecule: messenger RNA, 425 nt
Organism: Plectropomus leopardus (leopard coralgrouper)
Lineage: Eukaryota; Metazoa; Chordata; Actinopteri; Perciformes; Serranidae
Product: pteroicidin-alpha-like
Biological process (GO): defense response to bacterium
Source: RefSeq, a predicted model, not a curated record